ACACAAAUAAAAAUAUUCAUGUUUCAUUUUUUUUAAUUUAUUUUUUUUUAUAAAUUUCAUUUAUCUAUGAUAAUCAAUGACAAACCCCAAACACUUUAAAUUGUAUUAAAAAAAUUUUAUUUUACAAAGUUUGUUGAAUUUGUUAGGUUAGAAUAUAAAUUAAAUUUAAAUCAAAUAAAAAGUAAAAAUGACAAAUUCUUCUUGGGACCUGUUGUACACUGUGAUUAGCUUUUUCUUGUUUUUCUACAUCAUGAGCAAGUUGUACCAGUUUUUCAGAAGCAGGCGAUAUCAACUGCCUGCGGAAGACCUUAAAAAGGGCCACUGGUGGACAAUGGUUGAAGUCUUCACUGAGCCGACAUUUUGUAAUUAUUCUGGAAAUCAAAUAAAUGAUGGGGCUUGUUGUGAUUGUUGUGGGAUAAUAGUUGCAGAUAAUUUCAUCUGCAAUGCGGAUGCUGCUAUUCCUUGCAAGCAACUUUCAAGAUCGUAUCCUUCAUGCCACACUACACUUCCCGUGGCUUCCCAUCCAUCCACUGCAUCCACCACAGAUACAAACAUUACUCCACCCACUACUGAACACCACUGGAUAAUUGGAAAUGUUCCAGCUGACUUGAAAUGUACUGUUUGCAAUGUUCUCAUUGGAAGCUCUGAUAAACUCUGUCACUUUAAAUGUUGCUGGUGCAAGAGGGCUGUUCACAUGUUGUGCAAAAAGCUGUCUUCAAAUACUUGUGAUAUGGGCCACAUGAAAGAUUGGGUUGUUCCACCUCAUUGCAUAGAAUUGAAAAUAAAUAGAGUUAAAGGUCGGAGGAGGUUGAUAGUUCAAUCGGUUGAAAAGCCAUCAAAUGUUACUUUGGAUAGGUGGAAACCACUGCUUGUGUUGGCAAACAGGAAGAGUGGCAAUGGAGAUGCAAGCCUGUUGUUGUCCAAGUUCAGAGGCUUCCUCAACUUGAUCCAGGUGGUCGACCUCCACGAUUCCUCUCCAACCUCAGCACUUGAAUGGUGUCGACUGCUACCGAAUGUCACAUGGAGAGUGUUGGUUGCAGGAGGGGACGGUACAGUGGCCUGGGUGCUUUCUGCUUUCGAUGAACUCGCUCAUCAGAGAAUUCCCCAACUGUGUGUGGUGCCUCUGGGAACUGGCAACGACCUUUCAAGGGUGCUUGGAUGGGGAACAGGGCAUUCUGGAGACUUUGAUGUAGAAUGCAUGCUGCAGAAGAUCAGCACUGCAAAUGUUAUCAGAUUGGAUAGGUGGAGGCUGGAUAUUGUGCCAAAGAUGAGUUUCAAUUUGGGAUUUACGAAUAAGCGCCUCAUCAUAAACAACUACAUGUCGAUUGGAGUGGAUGCCCAGGUGGCCCUCAACUUCCACCACCAUCGCGAGAUGAGGCCGAUCUUCUUCAGGAACAGGUUCAUCAAUAAGCUAUGGUAUUUCACAUAUGGCACCAAAGACGUCCUGGACAGAGAAUGCAAGGAUUUGGACAAAAAAUUAAAAUUAAUAAUAGAGGACAAAAUAGUUGAUCUACCUUCUAUAGAGGGGAUUGUUGUAUUGAACAUUUCUUCGUGGGGUGGUGGGUGCAGGCCGUGGGGGGAGGCAGGUGCAAACAUUCCGGAGAGCAAGCACGAUGAUAAAUUGUUUGAAGUAUUUGCCCUUUACUCAUCUUUCCACAUUGCCCAACUGCGAGUGGGGCUUGCCGAACCUCUGAGACUCGGUCAGGUGUCAUCUCUUAAGAUAAUGUUGUUUGAAUCUGCCCCAAUGCAAGCCGAUGGAGAGCCUUGGGUGCAGGGACCCAGCAACAUACAAGUAUCUUUCUAUAACCAGGCACAUGUUUUGGCGAAUUCUUUAGAUGCCAGCCAGUGUGUCAGCCAGUAACCUUAAAUUCUGAUCUCGUGUUGCCCGUGUCCCGUUAACGUAUUAAAUUCUUCAGCAUUCUAGUCAAAAAUUGUUGUACUGUAUCAUAGGAUAAAUUAAUCUAACGAAUUAGGCUAGAUUCGUAUAAAUUAUGUGUCUGUACACAAGUAAAUAAUAUAUGCGAGUGACCAGCACUAGUUGAUUUCGUGAAAAAUAUGUCACAGCCCAGGUGACUGUAUGAAUCAGACUUUUAUUUGUGCUUUCUCGAAAGAGACUCAAGCGCCAAACAUUCAAGACUAAAAAUACAAAAAGUAAUUGGGGUGGUUAGGGAAAUCUUAUAUUCAAUUUGAAUCUUCAUUCACAACGUAUGAAUCUCACGAAAUUGAGUUUGUUCUGGUCAUCACAUAUUUGUGAAUUAUUUAUUAAUAAAAUAUUCUAUAUAUAUAUCUAUAUAUGUAUACAUAUAUGUAUGUAUAUAUAUAUGUGUGCGUGAUAAAAUAUUACUCCAACUAGAAUUAAUAUUUGAUUCUGUAGCUUUUUUGUAAUGGACAUUUCCAUUUUUUAAUUCUUUAUUGAUAUGAAAAUAUACUUCUACAACCGUUUUAUAACUAUUCUAAUUAUUUAUUACAUAUAUAUUCAUUUAAUUGUUCUUGAUUUCAUUUACAUUUCUUUUUACAUUGUUCCGUAAAUUUAUAUAUAUAUAUAUAUAUAUAUAUAUAUAUAUAUAUAUAUAUAUACAAUAUACAUAUAAAAGUGUACCAUUUUUUGUUACUCUUAUGACAGUGACAAAUGUAAUGGUAUCAAAUGACAGCUUAUUUUGUUGUUAAAUAAAAUUUUCUGUUAUGAAAUAAUAGUUUGAAAUGUU
This is a messenger RNA of Helobdella robusta, 2705 nucleotides long. RefSeq lists its product as hypothetical. NCBI's taxonomy places the organism in Eukaryota, Metazoa, Annelida, Clitellata, Rhynchobdellida, Glossiphoniidae. The transcript has 12 exons. Bases 188 to 1861 code for a protein of 557 amino acids. The record is from RefSeq and is a predicted model, not a curated record. Gene Ontology annotation, molecular function: ATP-dependent diacylglycerol kinase activity.